GUGUAUCUUUUCUCCGGUAGGGCAAAAAGCUUCACAAUCAGGGACAUUUUUGUCAUUGUCUCCUUCUGCGGGCGUUAGGGUUUCGAGUCCCAUUUAUAAUGUGUUUUUCAUAUCCGCCUGUGCGUGUGGUGUGUGUCUUUGUCGGUUCGGUUGGAUUUGAUUCCUCGUUUCACCUCUGCACACGCACACUCUUCCUCUUUUUAGCUUAACUGUUGUUGGUUCUUCAUCUCUCUUUCUCUCGCAGAGUCUUUGAUCAUUUCCUUCUCUACUUGUGGGCUUAGCUAUUGAUUUGUUUACUUGAUCUCUUGCUUAUAGCCGCAAAUUUCUUAGAUCCCUGUCCGUCAGUAGCUCUCUGUUUCAAUCAUUAAUUAGAGCUUUUAGUGCUUUAGCAGCUUGACUUUCUGAUAUUAUUAUAUCUCAAUCACCAUCUUCGUUCACUUCCCACUUCAGCUUAUCUACUUUUCUCACCUGGGUUUCUUUUAGAUCUCAAGUGUAGUUCAUUGAAAUGCUGGAUCCAAGUGAAAAAGGAUCAGAGAAUGAGGAUAUGAGUAGCAGAUCAACCGAAGGAGAACAUCAGCAGAAGAAGACCUGUGCCGAUUGCGGAACUUCAAAGACGCCACUCUGGAGAGGAGGCCCAGCUGGCCCUAAGUCACUGUGCAACGCAUGUGGAAUUAGAAGCAGGAAGAAGAAAAGGGACAGUUUGGGUUUGAACAGAGGAGCAAAUGAGAAGAAAGCGAAGAAAGGAAACAAUCAUCAUAGUUCAAGCAAUAGAUUAGGAGAUGGGUUAAAGCAGAGGUUGUUGGCUUUGGGUAGAGAGGUAUUGAUGCAGAGAUCAACGGUGGAAAAGCAGAGGAGGAAGCUAGGAGAGGAAGAGCAAGCAGCUGUGCUAUUAAUGGCUCUAUCUUAUGGCUCAGUGUAUGCUUAGGAGGGGUAAUAAUGGAAUCAAGAAUUGUUGUAUUAGCUGACCCAAUUAAGUUGAAAUGUCAAGUGUAUGUUGUUCA
Molecule: messenger RNA, 1001 nt
Organism: Hevea brasiliensis (rubber tree)
Lineage: Eukaryota; Viridiplantae; Streptophyta; Magnoliopsida; Malpighiales; Euphorbiaceae
Product: GATA transcription factor 15
Exons: 3
Coding region: 506-925 (139 amino acids)
Biological process (GO): regulation of DNA-templated transcription
Molecular function (GO): sequence-specific DNA binding; zinc ion binding
Source: RefSeq, a predicted model, not a curated record